AAGUGAUGAUCUAGGAAAAAGUUUUGACAAUUUAGCGCUGUGGGGGAGCGCAACGGGAGUUCUUAGAAUUUAUAGAUGGCCCAUUCUAAAAAUAUAGUUCAUUUAAUUCGUUAAAAAAUACUGCUGUAAGAGCAUGUUUUUUACAAAAUGGCAGCAUUAGCUGCGCAUUGUGUAAACAAACCAGAAACCGAACCGAGCUCAGCUAUAUUUUUCAAAUGGUAAUAAUUACCACAUCAAGGUACGCGAAACAACGAAGAUAGCAGUGUUCUUUAGUGAAAGAUGGUGAAGUUACUGAAAGAUUUAUGUCUUCAGCAUAUUGCUUUAAAUAUAAACUUGUAUCGUGAUUUGGCAGAGGUUUUAACGCAUCAGCAAAAAGAACUUUUAAUUAAAAGAAUGGCUACUCAUAACUUGUUUACAGUUGAUCGCAUAAGAUCAAUAUCGAACAAUCUGUUUAGUAAAGGUCUUAAGAGACUUGAAUUGCACAAUACUUCCUUGGUUAAUGAUGGAUUCUUGAAGAAGCUAUCUCAAUCAGAAUGCUUAUUUGAGUACAUUAGCAUUACAAAUUGUAAAGAAACAACUGAUAAAGGAUUUUCAGCGAUAUUAAAUGGACAGCGAAAUCUUUAUUAUCUGAAGUUGAAGACUCUUCCUUGUGUAAAUGGUCUUUGUCUAAGCCGACUAGAAUCUUUAAAAUUACGUAAGUUGGUAUUAAAGAAUUUGAGCAAUCUCAAAGAUCAAUAUGUGGUGCAGGCAGUGUCGAAUUGUCCAACAGUUAGCUGGGUUGGUUUGCAAUACUGCAGAGAUUUGACUGAUGCGUGUGUUAUGGCAGUAGCGGCUGUUCUGAAAGGAAACUUAAAUAUUCUUCGGAUAUCAGGCAUAUCCAAAAUAACUGACCAAGCCUUGGAAUGUUUGGUAAAAAACUGUACAAAUUUAAAGGAAUUACAGGUUUAUGGUUGCAACAAACUGCAUGAAGAAAGUAUCAACGAGAUUCUGUGCGAAUUAAAUUUGACGAGCAUCGAUAUAUCCUAUACUUGUGGGUAUGGAAGUGAAAUUGCAAACUUAAAUUCAAAUUGCUUCUCCGAAUCUUUACACAAGUUUAUCAGCUGUGGCGUCCAAAUGGUUGAAAAUGUUUUGGUAGAUUUGGCAGUCCAUUGUCCACUGAUAACAUCUUUGGAGCUGUGUGGUAUAGAUGGUGUAACUGAUAGAUCGAUUAGGAAUAUCACAGCUGCUAUCGGACCAAAUUUAAGAGAGAUUGACUUAAGCUAUUGUGGAAAUUUAACAGAUGAAGGUAUUGGGUUUAUAAUGCGCAGGUGUACAAAACUGGAAGCCUUGUCUUUACAAUUUUACACUGGCGUGUGCGAACCAUUACGGAUGCUGGCUCAUCCUGAGAACAAAGAACAGGCUAGAUGUAUGAAACGGUUGUUUCUGCCUGGUUGUCGAAAUUUUGACGUUUCAAUUCUACGUGCGAUUCUACCCUACCUGUCGAACUUAAGAGACUUCAACAUGGCUGCGAUAAGAGACUUCACUGAUGACUUACUCUUCUUAGUGGCCUGGCACUGUCCCUUGGUGAGCAGCAUCAAUUUAAAAGGAUGUAAAUUGGUAACUGACGCUGGAGUAUGUGUGUUAGUCCAGUACCUGAAGUUGGUAGAUGUUGUUUUAUCUGGUGUGAACUAUUUAACUGACAAACCAAUUUUUAUGAUGGCUAGUAGUAGUGUUGCAAGUUCUUUGGAGAAGUUGUAUGUCUCUGGAUGUCACCUCAUAUCGUCACAUGUGUUGCAGUAUCUCAAGGAUGUAAGUGUCAAAGGUGUUGUGGUCCAGCAUCGAAUCCCUGGCGUACCGUCCAGUCAAAUAAUGGCUAGAAAUUUGGAUACUGGUGAAUUUUGUCGUGCAGACUUGUUGUUAUAAUGUAGAUAUUGUAUAGUAUGUAAAUGUUUAUAUUAAAAAGGUUUUAUAUGCUGAUAAAAUAUAUUCUUGUUAACACCUUA
Messenger RNA from Hydractinia symbiolongicarpus, 1982 nucleotides. Its product is annotated as F-box/LRR-repeat protein 20-like. Lineage: Eukaryota; Metazoa; Cnidaria; Hydrozoa; Anthoathecata; Hydractiniidae. The transcript has 10 exons. The record is from RefSeq and is a predicted model, not a curated record. The coding region runs from base 280 to 1902 and encodes 540 amino acids.